Patella vulgata (common limpet) is the source of this 3243-nucleotide messenger RNA. RefSeq names its product protocadherin-15. Gene Ontology annotation, biological process: homophilic cell-cell adhesion. Bases 185 to 2296 code for a protein of 703 amino acids. Lineage: Eukaryota; Metazoa; Mollusca; Gastropoda; Patellidae. The transcript is spliced from 16 exons. The record is from RefSeq and is a predicted model, not a curated record. Gene Ontology annotation, cellular component: catenin complex; plasma membrane. Gene Ontology annotation, molecular function: cadherin binding; calcium ion binding.
AUAAAUAACAAUAUGUAUCUAUGUUUAUAUGUGUCAUUCGACGUACAGAGUGAAAUUUCGAGCCAAAUUUUAUUAAAGUUUUUGUGGAUUUAUUUAAUAAACUAAGGUGUCACCAGAGUAAAUUCCAGAUGUGAAAGUUAACCAUAGACGAGUAAAGAUGAUAACUUAAUGUAAUAUUUAUCACAUGAUGAAAUUACUAUACAUAUUACUCAUAUUUCUACAAGUUCACCUACACAUCUUACACAUUAAUUCAUUUAGUACGGUAUUAGAGAGACUACAAUUUGCUAUAAAAGAAGAUACCAGAGUUGAGACAAUAUUAUCAGAAAUAACAUUUGACAAUGUCAGUUUAAACCAGGAUGAGAACCAAUUUGUAUGUUACUUACAACACGUCGUACCCCAACCUAAUACAGAUCCUCUGAUUGGUCCAUUUGAAGUUAGAACAACCAGUCGUUUUGGUCUUACUCAAUCUUCAGUGGUGUAUGAUCCUAAAAAUGGCUUCCCGCUUAAUCCGCUGAUCCAGUCAGUUUAUCAAACCAGGGUUUGUUGUUAUGAUCCAACGCAGACGUCAGAUCCGCCUGUCUGUACUCCAUUUUUCAUAUCCGUAUCCAAAAAUACACCACCCAUUAUAAAUGGACCUACGGAAAUGACAAUUGACAGUGAAUUGAAUUCUGGGGGUACUGUUGUACAGCUCACACCCGUUGAUACGGAGAAUGACCCCGUGAGCUUGUCUAUAACAUCAGAACCGGCUGAUGCUAAAAGGUUCUUUGCUGUUGAUUCUUCAGGAUUAGUAACAACUACAGUCAAUGGUAAAUCAAUACCCUAUGCCAAGAUGACUCUAUAUAUUAAUGCUACUGAUAGUAAAGACUCAACAUCAUUUAAGCUCACUGUCAAUGUUAAUUCUGUCAAUCAUCGCCCUAACAUACUUCAACUACCGUUAAAUGUUACAAUAAAAGAGAAUGCAGUUAAAGAGACCCUUAUAACCAACUUUAACUUUGCCGAUGAAGAUGGUUUCACUGCUCCCAUAAACCCUGUAUGUACAGUUAAUCCAAGAGAAGAAAGUUUCAAGUUUGCUUUCGAUUCUAACAGGAAUGCUUACAGACUCUCUAGUAUAAGUGAUCAACCACUCGAUUUUGAAAGCAACAACUUUUAUAAUAUUAGCUGUGUAAUAUCAGAUGGGUUUUUAGAUUCUGUAGGGGAAACAAUCGGUAUUUAUGUGGAGAAUGUAAACGAAGCUCCAGUUUUUGCCAAGUCACAACACACCUGUGUUCUAUACGAAUCUCCGGCUGGCGAGUCAUUUUGCGAUGUACGCUUUACUGCCACUGACCCAGAUAAUGAUGCUGUGACGAUCAGUCUGGCUGGUGAUUUUAAUAACAGAUUCGCUUUAACAGAUAAUAACAGACGAAUAACAUUUGCUGUGGAUUACGAUCUGGAAUCUGUUGCAUUUCCUAGUUCGGUGAUAUUAAAUGUGUUAGCUACCGAUCCGUUCGGAGCAACAGGUACGACUACGCUGAACAUAGCUGUUACAGAUAUAAACGACAACGAUCCCGUAUUUACGACGGAGAUUACAACUAUACCAGUGGAAUAUGCUACGGGCAUCGGCCGUAUAGGAGCAUUUACAGCUACUGACACAGACCAAGGUAGCAAUGGUGAUCUAGAAUUUGAAUUGGUGAAUAUUUUUCCGCCAGAUGCAGCUACACAUUUUAAUUUGUUUAACAACGGUCAAUUACACUACCUUAGUCAGUUCCCUGAUACAUUAGCUGGAACAACAGCUCUUAUAGUAGCUAAAGCCACAGACAAAGGGUCUCCAAGACGCAGUGCUACAGGAACCAUAGCAUUAACAUUUGGAACAACGACAACGACAUCGACUACAACCAUGACUACCACCACCAUGACAACAACCACCACAACCACCACGACUACAGCUCCACCUACAACCACACCAUUUGACUUUUGGGCGCGACCCGAGAACGUAGCUAUGUUCGCUAUAUUGAUGACGCUUUUGGCCCUGGCUUUACUUGCUGCUCUGUUAUUCUGUUUGAGGUACUGUCUGACUGGGGCAUGUUGUGGUGGUCCACCUAUAUUCACCGUGUUUCGUAAUUUUUGUGGUCAGUGUUGCACAGGUUGUUGUGAACCAGGAGCUUGUAGUGGCUUUGUUGACAGAUGUCGAGGCUGUGAUUGUGACUGUGACUGCUGUAGACCACGAAAGGUUCGACCUCAAGUUGUACAAUCUAUAGACUACAACGAAGAUUUCUGGCGUAAAACUGAUCACUAUGAGUCUGGCAAACCGUUCUACUGAAAUAGUUGACUCGGCUAAUUCUUUAAUUGGCGAAAUCCAGAAUGGCUGUCAUCUUCAUAAACGUGGCAUUCUGUUAUAUAUAUUUGAAAAUCUUUAGUAUAAUAAAUUAUCACAUGGGGAUAUAAGCGAUAUUAAAUAUGAGGUAAAAUGUGUUUAAUAAUUAUUAUUGAAAAUAUCACCCUGGAACUGAUGUACAUAAUUUAUAAAUAUGUAUAUCACGUAUUCAAUAAGCACCACCCACUAUUAAUUAUGUUUCCUUGCACAUAUCCGGAAAAGACAAUGACAAAACUGUGUACGAUUGCCGCGAACCAGAAUCCAUUCUGUUAGUUUUCUGCAGAAUAUCAAAUCAGAAACCAGAUACAAAAUCUGUAAAUCCACCUGCUGGUGUGGAUUCUUCUAUUCAAAAUAGUCGUCAUUCUGAAGUGCACCACAAAUCAUAUCCGGAUACCGAAAAUUGACAACAUAUUAUUCUACAUUUGGUUGUUUUGGUAAUCAAAAACACCAUAUGUAACCGAAAAUGUUUAAAGUACUCCCCAUAUGUAGCAUCUAGUCUUGGUUUCCAAGAAUUACAAAAAGCAAUACUUUUAUAAUAUGGCGGCCAUCUGAAAGUCAUGUUAGUCUUUAAUACAAAAAUGGAUGGGGAAAACUGUUCUAUAGGUUUUGACCAAUCAAAUUGCUUACUUCGCUGAAACGCAAUACCGGAAAACUGUUGACAUUGUUGUCCUAUUACUUUACUUGUAUUUAGAAUAUCAUUUGUCUUCUAAAUUCUGAACUGUAAUUCACUGAAUAUUGUCACAGUAUAUUGUUUCCUGACAUUUUUACUCCGCGCAACUAAAACCCAUGUUAAGUAUUCGGUGACAAGAACUAUAAUUGUAGAAAGAUAUGUAAAUAUAAUGACCGGUAUCAUAAUUAUUAUCAAUUUUGUAAAUAAAUAUUAUUUAAAUAAA